This is a messenger RNA of Zalophus californianus (California sea lion), 2484 nucleotides long. RefSeq names its product protein inhibitor of activated STAT 4 (gene PIAS4). The coding region runs from base 99 to 1853 and encodes 584 amino acids. The record is from RefSeq and is a predicted model, not a curated record. Gene Ontology annotation, molecular function: SUMO ligase activity; transcription coregulator activity; zinc ion binding. NCBI's taxonomy places the organism in Eukaryota, Metazoa, Chordata, Mammalia, Carnivora, Otariidae. Gene Ontology annotation, biological process: regulation of transcription by RNA polymerase II; protein sumoylation. The transcript has 12 exons.
CUCUAAUUGGCUGCCGCGGCAGCCCCGCCCGCGAGUGGCGGGCGGUCACGUGACGCGACGGCUGGGGGCUCCCGGCGCGGGGGACGCUGGUGGCCAAGAUGGCGGCGGAGCUGGUGGAGGCCAAAAACAUGGUGAUGAGUUUCCGAGUCUCGGAUCUUCAGAUGCUCCUGGGUUUUGUCGGCCGGAGUAAGAGCGGACUUAAACACGAACUUGUCACCCGGGCCCUCCAGCUGGUCCAGUUUGACUGUAGCCCCGAGCUGUUCAAGAAGAUCAAGGAGCUGUACGAGACACGCUACGCCAAGAAGAGCUCAGAGCCUGUCCCCCAGCCCCACCGGCCCCUGGACCCCCUGACCAUGCACUCAACCUACGACCGGGCUGGCACAGUGCCCAGGACUCCCCUCUCGGGCCCCAACAUUGACUACCCCGUGCUGUACGGGAAGUACUUGAAUGGACUUGGACGCUUGCCUGCCAAGACCCUCAAGCCAGAAGUGCGUCUGGUGAAGCUGCCCUUCUUUAACAUGCUGGACGAGUUGCUGAAGCCCACAGAGCUGGCCCUUGAGCUUCGUGAGGUUGGACAAGGCGGCUGUGGUUCCGGUGAAGCUGGAAGGAGUUGCUGCUGGUCCAGGCCCUGGAGUCCCAAGGCCCCAUAUCAACCCGAGUCUCUGCCCUCUCCUGCCUUCCCUCUGGCAGUGUUGGUCACCAGCCCCCGAGUGGGGAUUCCACAGAAUAACGAGAAGCUUCAGGAGAGCCCAUGCAUCUUUGCGUUGACGCCAAGGCAAGUGGAGCUGAUCCGGAACUCCAGAGAACUGCAGCCCGGGAUCAAGGCCGUGCAGGUCGUCCUCAGAAUUUGCUACUCAGACACCAGCGGCCCUCAGGAGGACCAGUACCCACCCAACAUCGCCGUGAAGGUCAACCACAGCUACUGCUCGGUCCCGGGCUACUACCCCUCCAAUAAGCCUGGCGUGGAACCCAAGAGGCCCUGCCGCCCCAUCAACCUCACCCACCUCAUGUACCUGUCCUCGGCCACCAACCGCAUCACCGUGACCUGGGGGAACUACGGCAAGAGUUACUCCGUGGCCUUGUACUUGGUGCGGCAACUGACCUCUUCGGAACUGCUGCAGAGGUUGAAAACCAUUGGGGUCAAGCAUCCAGAGCUGUGCAAGGCACUGGUCAAAGAGAAGCUGCGUCUGGACCCCGACAGCGAGAUCGCCACCACCGGCGUGCGGGUCUCCCUCAUCUGCCCGCUGGUGAAGAUGCGGCUGUCGGUGCCCUGCCGGGCAGAGACCUGCGCCCACCUGCAGUGCUUCGACGCCGUCUUCUACCUCCAGAUGAACGAGAAGAAGCCCACCUGGAUGUGCCCCGUGUGCGACAAGCCGGCCCCCUACGACCAGCUCAUCAUCGACGGGCUCCUCUCCAAGAUCCUGAGCGAGUGCGAGGACGCUGACGAGAUCGAGUACCUGGUGGACGGCUCGUGGUGCCCGAUCCGCGCCGAAAAGGAGCGUAGCUGCAGCCCGCAGUGCCCCAUCCUCGUGCUCGGCACCUCGGACGCCAACGGGCUCCUGUCCGCCCCCAACGUCAACGGCGGCGGCGGCGGCGGCGGCGGCGGCGGCGGCGGCGGUGGCGGCGGCGGCGGCGGCGGCGGCGGCGCGCUUGGGGGCGCCGGGGGCGGGGGCGGCGCGGCGGGCGGUGUUGAGAACGGGAAGCCGGGAGCCGACGUGGUGGACCUGACGCUGGACAGCUCGUCGUCCUCGGAGGAGGAGGAGGAGGACGACGACGACGAGGAGGAGGACGAGGAGGGCCCGCGGCCCAAGCGGCGCUGUCCCUUCCAGAAGGGCCUGGUGUCGGCCUGCUGACUGCUCGCCGCCGCCGCCGCCGCCGCCGCCGCCGGCUGGACCCUCGACUUUCCUGGUGCUCACCCACGCGGAUGGGGCGCAGGCGGGCCUCGGGGUGCAGAGGGAGGAGUGAUUUUUUUCUUUUUAUUGUUGUUCAUUUCGUUUCUCCACCCCUUUCCCUGGCUCCUGGCACCUGUACCUCGGGACUCUCCUCUCGGAGAAUUAAAAAAAGUAAAAUGACAAAAGUACAAAAAAAAAAAAAAAAAAAGGAAAAUGAAACAAAAUCAAACUUUUACAGACAAGGCGAGCCACCCACACGGCUGCUUCCCCAGCCGGAGCUGAGCCCCGGGAAGGGGCAGGCGGACCCAGGGAGCCGCGCUCGGAUGCCCCGCCUCCCCCCUCUUCCAGGGACCAUUCCAGCUGGUGCAGAGGGACGGGGCGCGUGGGGGCGGUGGGGGCGGCGGGGAGGGGGGGGCGGACGGGCGCACGGCCCCCCUCCCUGGCAGCAGCCACGACUUUGACAUGCGUCUGUUCCUUUGCUUUUUUUCUCUGCAAACACGUUCUCUCGCCCAGAGACCCUGGAGCGCACCGCUGAGCAGGGAGCAUUUUAGCCAAGAAGCCAUGGAGUGGGUUGGGGCGGGGAGGGGGGCGG